Molecule: messenger RNA, 3036 nt
Organism: Amoebophrya sp. A25
Lineage: Eukaryota; Dinophyceae; Syndiniales; Amoebophryaceae
Source: the annotation of a GenBank genome assembly
AUCUGGAGGAAAGCAAAGAGAGACGUGGUUACGCUCAAUGAAAAAAACGAAAAGUGCAGUGCCUAGAUGUAACGCUUGUUCACGGCUUCCAUGAAGAUGAAAACAAGUAAAAUUUUCGAAAAGUGACAAGUCCAUGUCCUCACCGCACCGCCUGCACCGGACCACGGUUCAUCAGCAUCUUCGAGAUUCCUUUUGAUACCCACUUCAGAAUCGGAAUGUGGCGGUUUGUGUCUUUUCUGGUGCUACUGGCUUGGCAUCUCGUAGUGCUGGCACGCAUACGCAAGACGGUGUCAGCGCCGCCUCCAGUGAUAGACCUGUCUACACAAGUCAACGACGAUUUCUCGGUCAGUAGAGCGUCCCUGCUGCAGGCGUCGCAUGGGAGACCGUCUGAGCACGGGCAUGGCGCUGGUCACGCUCACGCUACAACCUCCGACGCUAGCAGUGCCGUUCUGGCGGGACCGCUGAGUGAGAUUCUAAAUACAGGCGAGACGAUUUCGCUAGCACUCGGACAAGCGCUACUAGAGGCUUGUCGUGUUGCGAAAAAGCGUAAGCAAGAUGACGAAACUGCCGGAACGCCGAGCUCCCCUCCCUCGACCACUUCUCCUGAUGUUACACCUGUUCUGAAAGACGUAUCACAACUAUCAAGAAAAAUCCAGGAUGAAACGAAGCAAGCGGCAGAUGAAAACAAAUCAGACCCUUGCGCAGAGAUCGCGAGUGGCGUGGAACGUGCGCGCGGCACAACAAACCUGCGCAUUGCCGAAUGGGAGGGAGACACGCACGAAGUGCGAGCUACGAAAGUCGCUGCAGUCGAGGAGUCAUUUCAGAGCGCUUUGAAAAGUAUUUUAAGGCUGCUAAUACAUAGCAGUACUCUGAUUUUCAGUCUUAUGUAUGAAUGUGCAGCUGUGGAGUAUUCCUAUUGAAGAUGCGACUCAUUCGGAAGUAGAUGGUCCACCUCGUCGUCGUCAGCGUUAAAAAAGCUGGACGAGGUGAUGUUGAAGAAGUCAAGAUACCUAGAUUGAAGUGGGCUUUCUUGACGAGGAAAAGUGAUAUCACAAGUCGAGUUUCUAAUUCGUGCGGAAGUAGGACCCGUUAGUGCAAGCGAAGUGCGAACGCGAUUCCUCAAUUACGCGAAGGACUCUUUGGACGGCCUUUUUCCAGAUGUCGGAGUCGUUUACGAGAAUUACGUGGAUGAGCACAUGAUGAUGCUUCUCCGAGAGCACAAAAACGCCAAGUCGGCACCUGGUGAACGUGAAGAACAUGAAGGUAAAAAAGAUCAUCAUCUUGUUGCUGCGGGCAGGGGUAUGUGCACGUCUAGUACUUUGAUUUCUUAUUUUAUACGAACAAUACCCACAGAGUAACAAACUAAUAUUAAUAGGUAGUUUUAACUCCCUUUGACUCUUCUUUUUUUUGGGUUCAAUCCAUGUGGCUGCUGGCACGCACCCAUGACUUGGAAAAACAAGCGUAGCGUUCGUGAAGCCUAGAUUUUGAUUGCAUUGCUCCCAAAUGUGUUUAAGAAAUACCUGCUCUAAUGAUGCGUCCACUUCUACUUUCUUUUCUUUACGCCGAACGACCUGGGUGAAGCUACUCUUGAUGGUACUCAUCUUGUCUCUGACGGUGGUGCUUCAAUAUGUUCACAACAACAUCCAUCAUGAGCAUGCUGGUGGCCACGAACAUCAUCACCGGACAUCGCGUCUGAGUGACGUCUCGUCAAUCGGCGGAGAGGCGAUGAGGCGGACGACAAAGGAGAUGAGCACACUGCUCCUUUUGUUUAUGGGUGAAUGUUAAGUCAUGCAAUCCUCACCCUAGAUGCUCGUGAUGGAUAGUUACAGUACAACAGCGUUCGUCGUUUACUCUUGACCUCUCCUAUUUCGCAGCCAUUGAUACGGUCGUAAAGUGUCUUGGGAGUAGGAGAGAUGUGGAGACUGGCGCUGUGUACAUGCCCAUCAAUCACGUAAGGAGUGAAUCAAGGAGAAUGAAGAGCACCGGUUCAUCAUCAGGAUCCGUCUGAUUAUGAGGAUCCUUUAUCUCGAUCUGUCUGGUUACUUCUACUGUCCUUCAUUCCCCCUGCCAGUGAUGAGAUAACUUCCGAGGCUGAUGAAGCGGACAACGCUCUGACAAGAGGAACAAGAACGUCGACGGGGGCGCCGGACAAAAAGGCCGGGCGUUGGACGAGAAGUCAAGAGAAGUACGUGGAGCGCCAUUUCUCUUACUCGCGACCAGUUUCGCUUUCUGCGACGAGCGAUAUCGUUAUGUUCACAAAACGAGGUUUUUCUUCCAAGUGAAAGUAAUAUAUAGUAAAUACUAGUAGUACAAGUAGAAGUAAGCUCAUUUGCAUGUUGAUUUUCAGAUUUUUAUGCACAUGAAAAGACGUUCGCGGUCGGCGUAAGUAGUUCACUCAAGAUACAAUGAACGGCACAGACGUCUGCGAGUGUGGACCGCAUACAAUUUCUAUGUAUAUUUAUUGUUAUCGGCUUUAUUGUUUUAACCUAUUGAUAUGUUUCACUUGCUAAUAAUCCUGACGUCGAGGUGGCGAGGACCUCGCGAAGCAGCAACAACAACAUGAGACACAACAGAAGGCACACCUCAGGAGCGGAAAGAAGGACGUCACUGGAGACAAUCGCGGAGUUGGAUAUUGACGCCACAAUGGGCGGGUCUUUGGGUAACAGAACGGUAUCCGCCGAAGGCGAGGCAGAGCCUCAACCUGACGUCAAAGAAUCGGACGGUAGACGGUCUAACGUAGGCCCGCUCGCAGUUCUGAUGCGCUCUUCUUUUCAGGUCAACGCGCUCCGCAGAAACAGAAUUUUGAGUGGGACGAGGGCGGUCCCAACGAGGUUGUAACGGGUCGAAAUCAUGACGACAGAAAACCGAAUCGUGUUGACUAUGAAGGUUCACUUCUAUCCUCUGCUGCUGGUAAGCAAUAGGAAUCUUAUCUAUCACUACCACAAUUCUUAGGGAUGACCUCUUGGCCGAAUGAGCAUACAACUUGAGUACCGAGACGUGUGCCGCUACUCCCCUCAUGUCUUCAUUACGAUUACU